Messenger RNA from Camelina sativa (false flax), 540 nucleotides. Lineage: Eukaryota; Viridiplantae; Streptophyta; Magnoliopsida; Brassicales; Brassicaceae. The record is from RefSeq and is a predicted model, not a curated record.
AUGGUGUCACAGUCUCCGAGCUUCUCUGGAUUUAUCAACAACGACUUAUGUUUUGUUGUAGGCUUUAUCAAUUUGGCAUGUCAUCUCCCUGUUGAGGUUGAGUAUAAGGCACUCUGGGCUAUCAAGUUGCUGAACUUGGAUAUUGACACAACUCAGUCUAAGAGAACUCUUGACAUCCAUGAGUUGGAAGAAAUAAGACUUGAUGCUUAUGAGAGUUCCAAGAUUUAUAAUGAAAGGACAAAGAAUUUUCAUGACAAGAAGAUUAUUGUCAAGGAGCUCAAGGCUGGAGAUCAGGUUUUGCUAUUCAAUUCCAGACUUAAGUUAUUUCCUGGAAAGCUUAAGUCUAGGUGGUCUGGACCUUUAUCAGUCAAAGACGUUCUGCCUUUUGGAGCCAUCACCCUUCUGAACAAGGAUGGCAGUGAAUUCACUGUAAAUGGUCAGAGAGUCAAGAAAUAUCUAGCUGAUCAAGUCCGACCAGAGGGGUUUUCUGUGCUCCUCUGUGAACCCCCAAAGGCAGAAAAAGCUGAAAAUUUAAGCUAG